Marasmius oreades (fairy-ring Marasmius) is the source of this 456-nucleotide messenger RNA. RefSeq lists its product as uncharacterized. Gene Ontology annotation, molecular function: serine-type endopeptidase inhibitor activity; protein binding. The record is from RefSeq and is a predicted model, not a curated record. The transcript has 4 exons. Lineage: Eukaryota; Fungi; Basidiomycota; Agaricomycetes; Agaricales; Marasmiaceae. Bases 22 to 456 code for a protein of 144 amino acids.
GCUCAUCUCUCACAUAGCCAAAUGCCUCUCAAACCUGGAAAUUACUUGAUCUUCGACGAAAAGAGUGGCAGCCUCAUUGGUCGUCGCCGAGCCGAAGACUUAUCACUCAAUCCCAAAGCGAUUGUCAAGCAUGCCACUCCCAUUCCGCCCGACGAUGCAACGUGGAGAGUUCAGGAGGUUAACGGAAACACGUGCAAUUUAGCCAUCGGGAACAGUCCCUACACCUCUCCAAUCGACGAUUUGGUGUGGGCCAUCUUGAAGAAGGGUGACCCGAUUCCUGAGGGGUGGAAUAUCGAACCUGUUGCUGGCAAACCUAACAGAUACAUUAUCUUGACCAAUGACAAGCGCUCAGCAUGGGACGUUCCCGAGCUAAAUGAAGAUGCUCAGAUUAAAUGCCUUCCUUUGGGUGUUAAAGCAUCUGUGUUCCAGUUUGUUUACAUGGGGCCUGAGAACUGA